UUUAUUUGGAGCCCGUAACAUUUGUGAAACAUAAAAAAAAACAUUUGAUACAAAGUUUGGAAAACAUUGCAUCCUGUUUGUCAGAUUUUCAUCAGAACAGGAAAGGGUUAACCCUUUCCACAUACGUCAUUCCAAUGACGUGCACACGCGUACACGUCAUCGGAACGGAAUCGGAAGAAGAAUUACAAUAAAAAAAUUUCAUCGGUACGUCUUCCGGUCGGAAGUCGUCCCUCGGCUCUCCGAAGGCGGUGCGGGGAGGUCGUGUGGCACAGUUUGACGCCAGCUAUUGUAGGGUGCGGCGGUCGUGUCGCGACGGUUCUUUGCGAUGGCUUCACCCGUUGAGUUGGCAUUCAUCAAACAAGAAAACGAUGAAACUCCAAGCCCCAUUAUGUAUCCUGACGUGACGGGGAAUCGUCUCUCUGGACCCGGCGUCAAGGAAGAAGAUGAUGGGAGUCUGGGAACUGAGAUAAUGAACAUUGUGGUUAAAAGCGAAGUGGAGGAAGAUGCUCCAGAUGUGAAUAUUGUUAAAGUUGAAGGAGACGGUGAGAGGCCAGAGGAGACUGGGGAUUCCCACGGAUGUCCGGCCACUCCAGACCAGAACUUCAUCGAAGUGGAGUUAUCAGAGGAUGACGUUGGUGAAGUGGUGCUGAGAACACUGGUGAACAUGCCGAAAAUGCAUCCAUCCCGAAAAUCAGUGUCUAGUGCGCACGAAGAUGUGGAGAAAACACCGAUACCUUCUCGGAGCGUAGCUGGCUCCGCCAUUACAGAUGAUGCUGUGCAUGGCCCUCAUGAGGCAGGCAAGGCCUUUGGGCCCGCUCGAGAAUUUGUGCUUGAACACAAUACCGACGAGAGUGUCAGCGACAUUGAGGAGGCGUCCUGUACCUUUCAAGAAGAUGUUGGUCGGAGGAGAGGAAGGAGGUCACGUGGCCAUGGAAGAGGUGGACGGCCAUUCCCGCCCUCCUCACCCUUGGGUGAGUGGGCCACCCCUACUCAUGGCGAUAGUGGAGAUGAGGACCGAGCCAGUGAUGGCGGACAGCAGCAACCACGUGCUGGAGAAUGGACAGAAGACAAUGCCGGAGUGCGCUUGCUCGAUUUCACAGCAGUUCCAGGAAUGCAGACACCGGUUCCCGCCACUCCUUUGGGUUUCAUUCAGCUGUUUAUCACGCGGGAGUUGCUCAUGUUUUUCACGAAUGAAACCAAUUCGUAUGCUAACUGUGCCUUGGCAAACAAAUCGGCAGAGGAGAGUGCAGGGUGGGAAGGUGUCAAUUUGAUGGACAUCGCAAACUAUUUGGGACUAACCAUGGCGAUGGGCGUUGCAUCUCUUCCCGAAAUUCCAAUGUACUGGUCAACAGGGAAACCCUAUUCGAUGCCAGCCUUCAGGGAGACAAUGUCGUGCAAGCGUUUCAAAAGCAUUGGGAGAUUUUUUAAUUGCCAUAACAGCUGUGCAGUGCCUCGCGACAACACAGACCGGUUGCUGCAAGUGCGCACGGUCAUGGAAUAUUUUCAAAGUAAAUUCAAGGCGUUGUACGCCCCGAACAGGGAACUAUCUUUAGAUGAGGCCACGCUGGAAUGGAAGGGGAGACUGCCUUUCAAAGUUUAUAACCCGCAGAAACCUGAAAAGUAUGGCAUCAAAUUUUACAUUCUUGCCGAGGCUCAGACAGGAUAUGUAUUUGAUUUUGACAUAUACGUGGGGAUUGAGAAGUCAAUUCGCAACAUUGUGUUUGGACUUAUGGGACCUCUCCUCGAUAAAGGCUACCAGUUGUAUAUGGACAACUACUACAACUCGGUGAAGCUAACAGAAGAACUCUAUGAACAUGGAGUCCAUACCUGUGGCACUUUGAGGCUGUCAAGAGGAGCCCCAAAGGAUCUGCAAGCCCUGGCAAAAAUGAAGAUUCCACGUGACAGCAUUCAUUUUAGGAGGAAGGGAAAUACCUUUGUCAUAUGCUGGAUGAACACGCACCUGGUCACACUUAUAACCAAUAUUCACAAUGCCGACACUCACAACUUCGUUCGGCAACAAAAGGUCAGGAAGAGGGAUGGCACUGCACUCCUUAGUCGAAUUGAGCUGCAGCGACCUAACGCCAUAGCGGACUACAUGGACCACAUGAGGGGCGUGGUUCAUUUUGAUCAGAUGAUCCAAUACUAUCACUUCACGCGGAAGACUCAUAAAUGGACGAAGAAAAUCGUGCUGUAUUUCCUGCAAAUGGCACUGCACAAUGCCUACGUGUUGUACAAGAAAUAUAGCACAGACGAAAAGAAGAUGACAUUGCUCGCGUUCCAUGAGGUGCUGUUCAACGCCCUCAUUCAUUUCGAUCCUCAGGAGUGGGCCGUAAGCGGAGAUGCCAUCCCCCAUGCAACCGACCUGCCUCCGGCACUCGUCAGCGCACCCGUUACCCCACGCAUCACCGUCGCCCGAACCGCUGCCGCCACCGCCGCCACCAGCACCACCACCGCCGCCACCAGCACCACCACCGCCGCCACCGGAGACGAACAAGAAGCAGGGCCUUCAGAUGUAUCCACCACAAGAAGGCAGCGGCUUGCACCUGGCAGUGACGUGGACGACGAGGCACCAGAUGACCCUUCUCCAAGCGCUCCUCCGAAGCACAAAAGGCCAAGGCUUGUUGACCCUUCGUGCAGGUUAACGCAAGUGACGGAGCAUGCCAUGACCUCCAUAAUGCCAAGUCAGCGACGAUGCCGGGUGUGCUACAGGAACGGUCGGCGGCGUGACACCACCUGGGAAUGCAACAUAUGCAAGAUUCCUCUGUGUUUACGGGGAGAUUGCUUCGUUCUGUACCAUUCCCAGAAGCAGUAUUGGACCCCACCGCCCCCGUCAACACGGAAGAAAGACACUGCUUCAAAGAGGACGGCCACGGGCUCCAAGAGGGAAUUAACCUCUUUGGCUCUCCCCCUACCGAUAAGAAAUGAAGAGCCACAAUAUAAAAAAUCUACAACCUGAGGUUGUAGUUUGGUAGGUGGGGUGGGGGGUGAAUGAAAGAGCUCUUCAAGGAAGAAGGUGGUGAGUACAGCCAUACUUUUGAUUAUAUUAUUACAUCUAUGUGUAUAUAUGAUUACAUGUGUGUUUUGUCUUUAUAUUCAUGCCAAAGAAAUGGUAUAUCUUAGUAAAUAACCUUAAGAAAGAUAAUAUAUAUACUGACAUUUACAGCUCGUUCUUUUUACCAUUGAAUAUUUAUUAUUACGUGGCAAAGUUUUAUAUACCAUUUUCUUGGCAAUUUAAUCAUUUAUAUAAUGAUUAAAAACAUGUAUAUAUCUUCCAAUCUUGAUUUACAAGAACAAUAAUUUUUGUUUACACAUAGUAUACCAAAAAAAAAUUCGAAUUUUUUAAAAUAUAAUUUUUAUAGCAAUUUCCUUUCAAAAUGAGACCAAAAUGAGUCCGAUAUCUUUAAAAACUGCGCUACUACGCCUCUCAAAAUCAAAUUAUCGCUAACCACUUGCCAAUUUUUCCUAGAUUCAGCGGUGAACGAGAUACACACCCUGUAACUUGCAGACGUCUCGGAACGGGGAAAGGGUUAAGAUUAAGCGUUCCUUAAGACAGAGUUGACAGGGCGGGAGUUAGAGACGAGGCUACUUGCAGGAGGAUCACAUAAAAUGUUACUGGUUCUGUUUCUGGUGGUCAUCUUUUACCUUUCUUGAAUCGGUUAAUUUAAAUGCACUUUUACAUCUUUCAAAACAUGCAACAGGUGAAGCACAGCAAAGCGAACUCCUGUGCAAAGAAUGUGGGAAGGGCAAU
Molecule: messenger RNA, 3748 nt
Organism: Lethenteron reissneri (Far Eastern brook lamprey)
Lineage: Eukaryota; Metazoa; Chordata; Hyperoartia; Petromyzontiformes; Petromyzontidae
Product: zinc finger protein 615-like
Biological process (GO): regulation of transcription by RNA polymerase II
Molecular function (GO): DNA-binding transcription factor activity; RNA polymerase II cis-regulatory region sequence-specific DNA binding
Source: RefSeq, a predicted model, not a curated record